Anneissia japonica is the source of this 601-nucleotide messenger RNA. RefSeq names its product sodium-dependent phosphate transport protein 2A-like. The record is from RefSeq and is a predicted model, not a curated record. Gene Ontology annotation, molecular function: sodium:phosphate symporter activity. Gene Ontology annotation, cellular component: vesicle; brush border; apical plasma membrane. Lineage: Eukaryota; Metazoa; Echinodermata; Crinoidea; Comatulida; Comatulidae. Bases 67 to 573 code for a protein of 168 amino acids. Gene Ontology annotation, biological process: sodium-dependent phosphate transport. The transcript has 3 exons.
CGUUUAUUUACCUCAUUGCAGGUGAUUUCAGAGAGUGACAUUUUAUCGAAUCCAGUAUCUGGACUGAUGAUUGGAAUUUUAGUGACAGUCUUGGUUCAAAGUUCAAGUACUUCUACGUCCAUUGUGGUUUCUAUGGUUGGCGCCGGCAUUCUUAAAGUGAAUAUAGCUAUUCCGAUCAUAAUGGGAGCCAACAUUGGAACGUCCGUGACAAACACCAUAGUUUCUAUUGGCCAAUCAGGUGACAGGAACGAGUUUCGCCGCGCGUUUGGAGGUGCUACUGUGCACGAUAUGUUUAAUUGGUUGACGGUGGUAAUCCUUUUACCAAUCGAGUGGGCCUUUGGGUAUCUAUACAAUUUGUCGGAGGCCAUUUUGCCAGAAAAGUUGGACAGUAAAGAUAUUGAAAUCGAGCUGUUAAAAGUUAUCACAAAACCAUUUACAAGCUUGGUAAUUGAGGUUGACAAGAAAGCAAUUACAGCGGUUGCAACAAGAGACAGAAAUUCCAACGAAACGCUUGUGGUACGCGUCCUGAAGGUGUGCGACGACGGACCUUACAACGUAACUUCUUGUAAGUGAGCAAAAAGCCAAUUUGUAGUUUAAACUG